AUGACCAAGUUGGAUUCGAGAUUGGACAGAACGGAGGAACUUAGGACGAUUAAAAUAAUAGCCGAUGCCAACGAUGAGCUCAAAGGCCAAGUAAAUACCCUCAAAGACUCCAUAAAAAACUUGCAGAGCCAGUUAGAAAUAUCCGAAGUUCAAACCAAAAGCAAACAAGAUAUUUUAAAGGUGAAAGAGGAGCUCAUCAAAAGCCAGCAAGAACAAAUCUACGACCUUAGGACUCAAAUUAAAGCGAUUGAGAAAACAAAAUCCGAACUAUCUAGUCAGCUUUCGGAAUGUCGGAAAACUGAUGACAAUUUACCUGACUCUUGUCCCAAUGGCAGUCCCAAUGGGAUUUACCGAAUAAAGCUUCCGGGUCUUAAACCCUUUGAAGCGCCAUGUGCGACGUCUCCACCUGGUUAUACUGUAAUUCAGAGACGCAUUGACGGUUCCGAGAACUUUCGUCGAACCUGGGAGGAAUAUAAAUCUGGAUUUGGGAAUGUCAGUGGAGAAUUCUUCAUCGGGCUGGAAAAAUUGCAUCGGAUGACUGAGUCACGACCCCACGAACUCUACAUUAAACUUGGAACGGUUGAUGGAUCCACCAGUUACGCUCAAUACGAUGACUUUAUGAUUGGGAGUGAGAAGGAAUUGUACGAGUUGAAGAAUCUAGGGAAAUAUUCUGGUGAAGCCGGAGACUCCCUUUCAGCCAGUAAGAACCGAAAGUUCUCCACAAUUGAUCGGGACAAUGACAUUGGUUUCAAUUGUGCCUUUGCAUAUGGUGCAUGGUGGUACAAAAACUGUGGACCUUGUGCGCUAAAUGGAGAAUACUUCAAAGAUGGCGAUGGUUCGAAUGGAAUUACUUGGUUUUCAUGGCAUAAAACUUGGUCUGUAUCACUUACCUUUGUCGAAAUGAUGAUAAGGCCCAAGUCCUUAUAA
Messenger RNA from Drosophila rhopaloa, 927 nucleotides. RefSeq names its product fibrinogen-like protein 1. Lineage: Eukaryota; Metazoa; Arthropoda; Insecta; Diptera; Drosophilidae. The record is from RefSeq and is a predicted model, not a curated record. The transcript has 3 exons. Bases 1 to 927 code for a protein of 308 amino acids.